AUGUUUUUGCAACCACCUCCUAGUGCUGAAGAAUUAGCAUUGAAGGAUGAGAUAACACAGGUGCUGACAAGUCAAGGAGUGCUAUCAAAGCUAAAGGCUGAACUACGCGCUGCAGUUUUUGAUGCGAUGCAUGAACGCGAAGGGUCUAGGAAAAUGAUCGACGGUCCAAGAUUAAGUGACUUUCCAAAAGAAAUUAGCACAAUUGCUCUGUCGCUAAUUGUCGAGUGCUUGCAGUUCUUUCAUUGGAAACACGCGCUGGGGGUGUUACUUGCAGAGACGAAUACAGAAAAGGAGCAACAAGACGGCAGUGUGCUGGCGACAAAGCUUGGAUUGUCAAAUUACGACUCUUUGACUUAUCCAAUACUCUUUCACCUCGUUCAACGCCAAUUAGACGAUAGAAACCAGCACGCAGUCGCUGCCGAAACUUUGGCAGCCACCGAGCAUAGUCACUUUAGCGGUGGACAUGCAGACAACGCACCAGCGUCAGCAGUAAGAGCAGUGGAACCAGAAGAAGAUCAUACCUACCAGGUGCCUAAGAAAAAGGAUGUAAACAUAGAUUUUGAAGGCAAGGACGGGGAUGAUGAGAGCAAUGCUGAUUUUGAAGAGAGCAUGGGAGAAGAGGCUUUUAGUGUAUCAGAACUGGGAGAUUCCAGUUUGGCAAACGAAGAAGACGAAAGAAGCUAUGAUCAAACUCUAACAAUUAUCAAACAGCCCAUAAGUUUGUCGAAACAUCUACCGCAAAAAAGUCACAAUAGCGAUAAAGAUUUGGAAGACAGCCAUAAAACCGGUGAAAGUGUUAAAAAUGAAUUGUCAAUGACAGUGCCUCCUCCAACACCAGUAGGUUUGCCAUCCUUACCACCCUUAGUCGGCCAUGCUCUUGCUAGGGAUGCAGACGAUGAUUUUGAUGCGGAGGAAGAAGCUGAACGUUUACGACGAUUGGAUGCUGCACUGCAAGCCAUGGAGGCUGAAGAUGAUACCGGUACACUACAGCAAUUGAAAGUAUCGCUGCAGCUGGAAUCGCACGAGCAGGACAGUUUUGUCAGCAGUGGUGGGCUCGACUCUGAUGGGGAGGAGGCAGAUGACGCCGAUGAUGUGAUAGGCAAUUCGCAAACAGGCGAGAAUGAUGUUGAGAAAGAGAAAGCAGAUGACGCGAAUAAUGUGAAUGGUGACCCGCAAACUGGCGAGAACGAUGCUGAGGUAGAGGGUGAUGAUGAUUACGGAACCAGCGACUUUGAAGAGGAAGAAGAGAUCGCCAGCGAUAUUUCCGAGGAGUUGGAAUCUAUGCCCGAAUUCUCGGACAGAGGGGAUGACACUGAAGACGACAGACAAGGGAUGGCGGCAGCUGACACCGAGCUACCUCGCGUGCUUCAAUUUGAUACUCGAGUAGACAGUGAAGAUGUGUUGAACAACUUUGACUACGUUGAAGACGUUGAAAAAGAUGAAAUAUGGUAA
Messenger RNA from Plasmopara halstedii, 1452 nucleotides. RefSeq lists its product as uncharacterized. NCBI's taxonomy places the organism in Eukaryota, Oomycota, Peronosporomycetes, Peronosporales, Peronosporaceae. Gene Ontology annotation, cellular component: centrosome. Bases 1 to 1452 code for a protein of 483 amino acids. The record is from RefSeq and is a predicted model, not a curated record. The transcript has 3 exons.